Messenger RNA from Gordionus sp. m RMFG-2023, 2438 nucleotides. Its product is annotated as protein PFF0380w-like. The record is from RefSeq and is a predicted model, not a curated record. Gene Ontology annotation, biological process: selenocysteine incorporation. The transcript is spliced from 14 exons. The coding region runs from base 1 to 2295 and encodes 764 amino acids. Gene Ontology annotation, cellular component: ribonucleoprotein complex. NCBI's taxonomy places the organism in Eukaryota, Metazoa, Nematomorpha, Gordioida, Chordodea, Parachordodidae. Gene Ontology annotation, molecular function: mRNA 3'-UTR binding; selenocysteine insertion sequence binding; ribonucleoprotein complex binding.
AUGAUCAUUCUAAGGGAUGAAAUUAUUUUGGAUGACGCUAUUUCUGGUGAUUCCCAAAACGCUGAUUCUAAGAAUCAUGAUGUGAAUUAUACAAAGAAAUGUGAAAAGCCUACUCAAGAUAUCUCAGGAGUUUUGAAAACCAAAUGUUUAGUUGAUAUAAAAGAUUCUAGAUUAUCAGUACCAUUAAAAUCUUUUCCUCGUCAAAAUUAUGCAAAAGAGGUAUCAAAAUUCACAAAUAAACAAAACAAUAAAGGUGGCAUUAUUAAAAUUGAUAAAAAGUUAUUACUUGGUAUCAAUGCACCUUCUAAAAGACUUGACAAUACAAUAAACAUUGGAGAGCUUAUAAAAGAGGCAGAAUCAGAGCUUACCAAACUUAAACUCAUCAGCGACAAUGCGACCAAGAAGAAAUCAAAGGCCUACAAGAUAUUUAUUACACGUCCUACUCUAGCUACUAAUAAGAAAAAUACAGAAUUUGUGAAAAGAGUUGGUAUCACCAAAACGGAUCAAGAAUUCCCUUCCAAUUGUAGACAGGAAAGGCAAGGCCAUAACACCUAUAUACCAUCGUUCGCAAAAAAGAAAAAGAAAUUGACCCGACUUAAAAAGAUGGUUAUCGCCGAACGCGUGCUGAAGAAGCAGGGCAAAUCAAUCGAUAACUCGAAAAGCAAAGAGACGACUAUCUUGAAAUCUGCCAUAAUCAAUUACGAAAAUCGGUCGAAUGCAUCAGAUAAAGAAGUUGAUUCUAAGGUACAUGGGGGUACCGAUAAACUCGAACAAGACCCUUCGUCAAUCACAACCAACGAAGCGGGGAUUAAAAGGGAUAAAGAAAGAAGCUGCAAAGAAUUCAAGGGUAAAAAGAGUACAGUUAGAGGACGAAUGAAAAGGCGAGCUAGAACCAGAAAAGGGGAUUGCCAAUCACGUGACGAUAACGUAGUCACCUUAAUGCAAUUUUUGACGGACGGUAAAAAACGUAACAAAGAUGGAGCCAAACUCCCGGCUCAAGAUGGCGCACCCAAUGAGGGAAGACGCGUAGCUAAUAAAAAGCAUAUUUUUACCAACCCGAAUUAUCACGAGAAUGAUACUACCGAUAUCCCCAAAUCGAACAAAUAUUCGUCCAAAUUUAACGAGGAUGAUGUCUCAAUCGAAGAAAUGAAUAAAAUCAAUUUAGCAAAGAGGCUUAAUAAUGACAAGAAUUCUAAGACCGGCAAUAUAGAUGAUAUGGAUGCCAAUCAUUUUAAAGGGUUACGGCUAAAUUUGAACGAUAAUAAUGAUUAUUCAUUUUGCUCGCCCUUAGAUAAACAGAGAUUUAUCAAAUCACUAAUAGUUGCCAAAAGCCGGUCAGAUUUUGUCGUCAAUUACAUUUUCGAUAAUCUCUCCAUCCUGCGCGAGCAUACAAUUAAAAAGUUCGAUUCAAACAAUAUAAUUAAUACGAAUGAUAAUGAUAACCUUAACGGGCAAAACAAUAAUCUUGCAAGAAUAAAUGACAAUAAUCGGGAUCUCAGCAUUGAGGUAACAAAUGAAAUCAAAACCACGUCUCUGCACCGUAUUAAAGAGUUAUUCGAUCACUUGGAGACCGAGUACGAUGAACAGCUGUUCGAUUAUUAUCGUAGCGGCAAAUCCUGGGUGGAAGGUGACGAAAAACCUAUUAAAGAGGACAAAGACUCUCUCUCAAUAAAAUCUCGCAUCGUUAGUCAAGCCAACAUUGUCGUGAACGCCAUUCAUGCAAAUAAAUCAAAAUUCAGAGAGUAUUGCGAUCAUUAUUACGAUAAAGAUCUCGAAGUAAAGACUAGCAAACUGGUCCAAACCCUCGUUACUUUUUAUUCACGCAAAAUCGCCGAAAAUCUUACCUUAAACAAAACUCGUUCUAAGAAGAGAAUGGUGUAUGGGAUGAAAGAAAUCAAUAAGUGGAUUCUAAUGGAUAAAAUCAAAUGUGUCAUACUAGCUCCUGAUAUAGAAAAUGUGCCAGGCAAAGGUGGAUUGAACGAAUUGAUAAAUGGGUUGAUCCAAACCUGUAGAUUAAACAAAAUCCCCAUCAUUUUCGGCAUAAAAAGAAGGCUCAUGCCAACGUUUAUGAUUCCCAAAAAGGAAGGUAGUAAUCCCAACAAAGUAUCUCAGGAUAAUGGCAUAAUAAAAUCUCGCAAGCUUAAGAUCAACGUCAGCGCUAUCGGGAUCUUGAAUUACGAAGGGGCAGAACGUCUUUAUAAGGAUAUGAUUUACAAAGUGGACACACUUCGACAAAAAUAUAUGAAAGAUUUUCUUUCAAGUUUGGCAGAAUAUAUUGUACAAUACAACGAUUGACACAUGCCUCAAAUAUUUAAAAUAAUAUUGUUAUUUAUUAUUAAAAACUAUUACAUUACAUCAAAAAAAAACGCGUAUAUUAUUUAAUAUUUUUUAUACUUUUAACUCUAUUACUUAUAAACUUAAGUGUAUCGAGGACUUCA